Messenger RNA from Pundamilia nyererei, 3252 nucleotides. It is a transcript of the gene sele, whose product is annotated as selectin E. The transcript is spliced from 12 exons. Lineage: Eukaryota; Metazoa; Chordata; Actinopteri; Cichliformes; Cichlidae. The record is from RefSeq and is a predicted model, not a curated record. Gene Ontology annotation, cellular component: membrane. Bases 137 to 2029 code for a protein of 630 amino acids. Gene Ontology annotation, biological process: cell adhesion.
CUCAAAAGUCCAAUUGUUAUGAAAGCUUUCAGGAAACCUGGGCCAAGCCAACCAUCAUAAAAGCAGGCACUUCAGCGCAAAACCCUCAGAAUCACAUCGAUCUGCACUGAAGUCAAAGGCUAAAGAAUCACUUAAAAUGGAAUUGUGCUAUGGAUUAUUUCAGGCACGUGCAUCGUGGAUCCAGUUCACUUUUAUCUGCUCAAUGCUGUGCAUGUGGACUAGUGUUGAGUCCUGGUCUUACGUCUAUUCAAACAAAUCAAUGAAAUGGGAUGAUGCACGUAAUUGGUGCAAGGAGAGCUACACAGACAUGGUGGCCAUCCAGAACCGGGAGGAGAUAAAGCAUCUUAACAACUGGCUGCCCAAAAAAAAGGGCUACUACUGGAUAGGGAUCCGUAAGAUCAAUGAUGUCUGGACCUGGGUAGGAACCAACAAAACUCUGACAGAAGAAGCGACAAACUGGGCAGAAGGAGAACCAAACAAUGGCAAAACUGGACAAAGUGUAGGAGUCAGUGAGGACUGUGUGGAGAUGUACAUUAAACGAGACCAAAAUCCAGGCACGUGGAAUGACGAGAGGUGUAUGAAAAAAAAGACUGCUCUGUGCUACACAGCGGCUUGUAAGAUUGACUCCUGUUUGCAUGGAGAGUGUGUUGAAACCAUCAACAGCCACAAAUGUGAUUGCUUUGAAGGGUUUUUUGGAGACAAGUGUGACCAAGUUGUGCAGUGUAACAAAAGUGAGGUGAUUGUGCCAGAUAAAGGACAUGUAAAUUGCUCUCACAACUAUGGCAGUUUCUCCUAUGACUCCUUGUGUCAGUAUUCCUGUGAGGAAGGAUACAAGCUGAGUGUGCAGACUCCUCUGAGGUGCACGGGGUCAGGAAAAUGGUCAGAAAAACCCCCUACAUGUGAAAUGAUUCAGUGUGAGAAGAUGUCAGAGCCGACACAUGGAUCCAUGAAAUGCUCCGAUCCUCUGGGCUCAUUCAGCUAUCAGUCCACCUGUACUUUUACCUGUGAUGAAGGUUAUGUACUGUCUGGAUCUUCAUCUCUGCAAUGUGAAGCAUCAGCAAAUUGGAAUGGAUCCCAGCCAUACUGUGUUGCUGUUCAGUGCCCUGCGCUGCAAAACUUGACAAAUGGCUUUGUCAGCUGUGGAGAAGAUGCUGAUACGAGGUUCAGCUACAAAAACACCUGCAGCUUCAGUUGUGACCAAGGUUACCAUUUAGUGGGAGCCAGUAGAAUGACCUGCACAUCAGGAGGUACAUGGAAUCAGCAGAUUCCUCACUGUGAAGCCAUCCUUUGCCAGAAUCCAGAGAGAGAAGCUCCCCUCAUCAUGCAGUGCAGUGAAUCUGAGACUGAACUGCGACCAAACUCCACCUGCAGCUUCAGCUGUGAAGAAGGUUUUGAACUGCAGGGAGCAAACACCAUCAAGUGUUCUGAGGACGGACAGUGGAAUGAAAACAUACCUACAUGCAAAGCAAAAGGAUGUCCUGCUCCAGAGGUCCCAACAAAUGGUCAGAUAAGCUGCAGCCCUUCUCUGUCUUCAUUUCUUAGUCAUGAGACACCCCAUCCACUUGGCAUGGUUUGUCAUUUUACAUGUGAUGAAGGACAUGAGCUGCAAGGUGCACACAGCAUGGAGUGUACACAUCCAGGCCAAUGGACCUCCAGAUCACCAACCUGCACAGCUGUUACAUGUUUGUUGCUUGAGGCUCCUGAAAACGGUCACAUCAGUUGCUCCAGCACUGAGUCAGUUUACAACUCUCAGUGCUCCUUCACCUGUGACCAAGGCUACUCAUUAGAAGGACCUGAGCUGCUGACAUGUGGUCAUCAUGGCAACUGGACUGCAGAGAAACCCACCUGUCAAGCUCCUGCUCCAGUAGCUGCAAUUACUGUUGGUGUGGCAACAGGGGCUACUGCGUUGUUAUCUGGUGUGUCUAUGGCUUUGUGGCUCUUGAAAAAAAUGAAGAAGAAAGCUGACGCAUAUGAGCUGAGCAGCAACUCUGACAUAGAGGCUCCUCUACAGAGCUACAAAAAGCAGUGACAGCCUGAUGUAGAAGACAUUUCUGUUCUUUGUAGACAACUACAGACAGUAUAUAUUUCAAAACAGCAAUGUGAAAAUAUGAAUCAUAUAUACUAAUUUAAAAGGAGUAUAAAAUAAGUAAACCCGGUGUCACAAGAAGUGAGCGGAUGUGACAUUUGCAGAUUAUAUUAUAGGCUUGAUCAUAUUUGGCUGAAUUUUUCAAACAAAAUGUGCUGACACAUAUUUCCUCCAAAAGGGAGUUUUAAAUUGAACAUAUUGUUCUACAACUUAAUGCAAAUGCUGGGAAGGUGGCAUUAUCCAUGUUUUUGUAAAUAUUAUAUAGCAUCGUGUGAAUCUUGUGUGUAUAACGUUGUGUUUUGCUAAGUUACCAUUACACUUUAAAACUGAUAUGUUAUAUUUUCAGUCUUAGAUGGUUGGAAAUGUUGUGGUAUACAUGCAAAACUAAGAAGAAUUCAUUUAAAAAAAAAAAUCAUCCAGAGAACAUUUUGUUACAUAUUUUAUUUUUUAAUUCCUUGUUCAGCAUAUUGCUAAUUAAAGAUGAAUUGGACACUGAUCCUUAUCUUUGGUGGGUUUUAAUGCCAACACUAUUAAAAUGUGUGGCUGCUGGGGAAAGAUUAGGACAAUAAUAAGUUGGAACUCUGUCACAUCUUCCACUUAAUUAUUACAUUAACAGCUGUUCUGAAUGUUUCCAGGUAGUUGCUUGGCUGAGACAACUCAGUUCUAAACAUAUUAUUACUCUAUCAAAACAAUGAACUGAACCCAGGCCAGACAGUGGUGCCAGAUGGUCAUGGCGGUGAUCCAAAACUAAAAGAAGAAUUACUACCUAGUCUCCAUCCUACCACAGAAAUAUUGUUUCUUGUAUUUCUUGACUGUAUUCAUCAGAAACCCCACGAAUAAAAGUUGAACUUAGACUGGAAAUAACAACACAUUGGCAGGUUGUGUUGUGUGGCAGGUAGGAUGUAGGACCCAAAUACAGGACUAACAGACACGAAAGGAUGAACUCAAAAAGGAAGCUUUAUUGUGCUGUAGCAAACACAUACUAGAAACAAAAUCCAAAAGCAGAAAACUAGAAACUAUGGACAAGGAACAUAAACACUAGGAAACUAGGAUGCUAGAAACUAGGUGCAAGGAAACACAAAGCACAUGGAAGUGGUACAACACAAGAAAAGGGAAUGGAAAACACAGGGCUUAAAUAUACAAGGGAGUAAUGAGAGAAUGGGAAA